AUGCUCUUUGGCGACAGCGAUGCAAUGCGAACCAUCCAUGGGACGAUUUACCAACUCCGCAACAACGACACCGCUUCGGUUUUAAUUACAGGGGAAACCGGCGUCGGGAAGGAAGUGGUUGCACGAGCUAUUCAUGCCGGAGGACCACGGGCAUCAACACCAUUUGUGCCGGUCAAUUGCGGUGCGACUCCCUCUACACUGUGGGAGUCCGCCUUUUUCGGUCAUGUCCGUGGCGCGUUCACUGGAGCGACGGAGGAUCAUAAAGGGCACCUUGAAAGUGCCGACGGCGGGACACUGUUUCUCGACGAAGUCGGUGAUAUGCCAAUCGAAAACCAAGUCAAACUCCUUCGCGUUCUGGAGGAUGGUGUCGUCAUGCCGGUCGGCGCAACGGUGAGCAAAAAGGUGGAUAUCCGGGUGAUAGCAGCCACCAAUUCGGGGUCUAUCAGCAAAGACGGAUGCAAAAUUGUUUCGGUCAGAUCUCUACCAUCGUUUGACUGGUAUGAUAAUUUGGAUUCCGCCGCUACGCGAGCGAGAGGAGGAUAUCCUCCCUAUAGCCAAAUACUAUCUGAAUGA
Molecule: messenger RNA, 573 nt
Organism: Geodia barretti
Lineage: Eukaryota; Metazoa; Porifera; Demospongiae; Tetractinellida; Geodiidae
Source: the annotation of a GenBank genome assembly